CAGUCCCUUUGCUGUUUAAGUCCAAAGACAAGCGGUGCUGCUCGACUUGAGCUCUACAGUUUUCUCCUGGACGUCUGACGACACUUGGACAUUUAACAUCGUUUAGCUGUUCUUUGCUCUUCACCAGUUCGGAGAUUCUGUUUUGACAUUAAACGCUGCGGACAUUUUUAUUAAAUUUAAUUACCGUUAGCCGAAUUGUCAAAAUGUUGAGUGUCGCCAGAAACGUUUCAAGGACUCUCCCGACAAGGACCUACACAAGAAAUGUGUCCUCUCUGGUCAAGAAGGCAUGCUGGAGUGGCUUCCAACCAGAUGCCCUCAGAGCCCUAUCCAGGAGAGACUAUGCGUCAGAAGCUGUCAAGGGAGCAGUCAUUGGCAUUGACCUGGGAACUACCAACUCAUGUGUUGCUGUCAUGGAGGGGAAACAGGCCAAG
This is a messenger RNA of Seriola dumerili (greater amberjack), 431 nucleotides long. RefSeq names its product stress-70 protein, mitochondrial-like. Lineage: Eukaryota; Metazoa; Chordata; Actinopteri; Carangiformes; Carangidae. The annotation marks the transcript as partial. Gene Ontology annotation, molecular function: ATP binding; ATP-dependent protein folding chaperone. The transcript has 3 exons. The record is from RefSeq and is a predicted model, not a curated record.